This is a messenger RNA of Prorocentrum cordatum, 1496 nucleotides long. The record is from the annotation of a GenBank genome assembly. NCBI's taxonomy places the organism in Eukaryota, Dinophyceae, Prorocentrales, Prorocentraceae.
GGCUCGAGCAGGGGCGAGGGGCAGGCUGGCCGUCUCCAGUCUUGGGAGGAUCUGCCCGCGAUGUCGGCCGUGCCCAUCAACCAGCUCGCCAGGCCCAAGGGCACCAAGUACGAGUGCGAGGUCUGCGGGAAGCCGGCGGCACUGAAGUGCUCGGAGUGCCCGUCGUUCUACUGCACCCAGGAGCACUUCGACAUCGACUGGCGCGGGAUCCGCAACCUCAUCGCCAAGGACAUCGAGGUGCUGCGCGAGCGGCCGAAGGCCAUCGGCAGCGAGGUGGAGCGCGACCGGCGGGCCGAGGAGCUGAUGGGCAUCCGCAAGGAGCUGCUCCAGCUGUGCACAGAGACGGCACAGAAGUUUCUGGUGCAGGGGAACUACGAGCUCGCCGUGCCUGGCGCGCUUCAGAGCCUGAAGUUCGCGAUGGAGGUCUACGGCAACGAGGCGAGCGAGCUGGUGCCCUCCUACCUGCUGCUGGCAGAGGCGAACCUUGGCCUGAGGCGCCUGAAGAUCGCCGAGGAAUUCCUGUCGCUGGCGAAUUGGAACCUCCUCAAGCAUCCUCAGUCUGGGUCUUCGAUGAUGUCGAACUUGCAGCGGAAUUUUGGGCGGCUCUACGCGGCGCAGCAGCGCUACAGGGAGGCGUUGCAGGCUUUCGCCACGGACAUAUACCACUCCUCUCUCGAGUUUGGUCCCGAGAACAUCCGUUCGGCACCUUCGUACUUCCACAUGGGCCGCGUGUUCCAGAGCCACGAAAAGUCCGACAGAGCGGCGUCUUUCUACGCCAAGGUCGUCGAGGUCUACACAAAAUUUCUUGAAGGCUGGCUCAGUGACACCUCCGACGAGCAAUCCCAAGAUAUCACAGCUGUUGAAGUGGAGGAGGCUAUAGAGAUCGUCAAGCACAUCGCCGAAUACAGGGAGAAACAGACUGAGGAGGAUACCUCGGAGCAGUGCAGACAGGGGGUUGCCGAAGGUCGUUAUUGCUUGGGCCUGCUGCUUGUCUACACCAACGACGUUGCUGGCGGCAAGGAGUUGACAAACCAGUUUCCCGGCGGUCGACGGUAAUCGUAUCGUAGAAUUUGCAGGAUGAGGGUAUCACGAUGAGUAAUUGCAGCAGCACGGUAAACAGACACGGUUGUUUCUCAUUGGUGGCACAGCAUGUUCAUUUGCAUCCAGGCUUGUGUAGAUUACCCGAACACUAUGUGCAUUCAGGGUUAUUAUCGCGUUCUAACGAACUGACCUUGGGGGCCGCAGGCAGCGGUUGUCAGUCUGUACCCUCUGGCCGUAACCGCGUGGUGCUCUAUGUCUGGUGCCUUGUGGUUGCCAUUUGUGUCGCGGUCGGUGCUCUAUGCCCGUUCGCGCUCGGUGUGUUUUGGCCUCGCUCCUGGCUGGCUCUCAGUUAGUUUUGACCGAUCCCCAUCACCAUCGGGCCAUGGCAUCUCAGCCUCACCAUCACACCGCCCCAGUUGGAGAUGUGAAUAUACCCGUCGAAACCCGAAGGGAAC